Cavia porcellus (domestic guinea pig) is the source of this 2314-nucleotide messenger RNA. It is a transcript of the gene Tmem138, whose product is annotated as transmembrane protein 138. Gene Ontology annotation, cellular component: cilium. The transcript is spliced from 6 exons. Bases 1575 to 1961 code for a protein of 128 amino acids. NCBI's taxonomy places the organism in Eukaryota, Metazoa, Chordata, Mammalia, Rodentia, Caviidae. The record is from RefSeq and is a predicted model, not a curated record.
GCGGGUGAGGAGAAAAUGGAUACAGUGGCCAGAAAUCAGAACAUUUGUCGCAGUUGUUUUGUGUUUGAACUUUUGCCAAAGAGUCCCACUCGGACGUGGAUUGGGAAGAGUGAGGAAAACUGCUACAGGACAAGGCGGGCGGCCAGUUUUGAGCGCGGCGCUGCGCGGUGCGGCGGGGACCCCAGACGCCGACGUUGGCCGGGGCGAGCCUGGGGGUGACUUAACCUGGGAGCGUUUGGGGCUUCCCAUGCGCUGCGCCGCAAGGAUAACAGACGUGGGCGGUGGAGCGGGGCGAUAUCCGGGCCCGGAGCGUCCCGGCACUGUCCUUCCUGGCUUCUUUCUGACUUCUGCGCGGCCGCGGACUGCUAAUCCGGGAUUAAGGGACAUUGGUGGGCGGAGCCUGGGGGCAGUGCUUUCUGACUCUUCGGGCCUUGUGGUGGUGGUGGUGGUGGUGGUGAUUUGUUGUUCUUGGGCUUUGUUGUUGUUGCUGCUGUUGGGUAUUUGUUUGUUUGUGUUUCGAGACAGGGUCUCACUGUAUAGUUCAGGCUGGCCUUGAACUUACCAUGCAGCCAGGGCUGGGGUCCAGCUCCCUAGUGUCCUGUUGCCUUUACCUCUAAAGUGCUGGGACUGCAAGCCUGGGCCACCCCAACCGGCCAUUGGUUUUGUUUCUUUGAAACAGGCUCACACCAAGUAGCUCAGGUUGAUCUUGAACUCACAGUAAACCUCCUACCUCAGCCUCCUGAAUGCUAGGAGUACAGAGCUGCGCUACCAGGCCUGGUGCAUUUUGUCAUUCGCAGGAGGGUCUCACAGUCGCUGAGUUGCCCAAGCUGAGCUCGGACUCAAGAUUGUCUUGCAUCAGCCUCCCAGAGUGUUAAGAUUACAGGUCCUUGGUCUAGUGCACGAGGAGCAGCUCUGACUGGGACGGACCCAGCACCCUCUGCAGCACCCAGGGACUGUGGGAUGUGGCCCGUGCCCCAAGAGCAGCUGGACGAUGCUGCAGACCAGCAACUACAGCCUGGUGCUGUCCCUGCAGUGCCUGCUGCUAGCCUAUGACCUCUUCGCCAAUGCCUUCUCUGAGCUGCUCCGAGGGGCACCCGUCGUCCAGCUGGUGCUCUUCAUGAGGUCAAGAGGUGGCAGGUGACACAGCGAGCCCCAGGCCAGUGGUGGGAGCCCAUAGCAUCCCUGGAAAGCGCUGGAAGCUGGCCGGCACUACAGGGCAUUCCACAGCUGGAUCGGGGCCUAAUUAGCAGUGGUCACAGAGUUCCCUGGAGAGGGACACUAGCCACCUCAGGCAAGGUCAGGUGGCCACCUGCUACUGAGUGCCACCGGCUGCAGGACGCUCGAGGCUGCCUUCUGUACAGGGGCCGCAGGGUCCUCUGGAGACAGGAGACAGGGCCCUAGCAGGGUAUUGGGAAUGGACCCACCCCACAGCAGCAGGACCUGGGAGGAUGUGCGCCCUCAGCCACUGUGCACUGCAACCCAAGUCACUGGGUGCCUAGCUUUUGUCACUGGGUGCUAAAGCCUGUGCUGCUGCAAGAAGGGACAAGCCCAAUGGUGCCCUGGCCCAGACCUCCAUGGGGCGCUCUGUUCUCCUCUGCAGCAUCCAGGACAUCUCGGUCCUCUUCAAUGUCAUCAUCGUUUUCCUCAUGUUCUUCAACACCUUCGUCUUCCAGGCUGGCCUGGUCAGCCUCCUGUUUCGUAAGUUCAAGGGCACCAUCAUCCUGACGGCCGCCUACUUCGCACUCAGCAUCUCCCUACAUGUGUGGCUCAUGAACCUGCGCUGGAAGAACUCCAAGAGCUUUGUGUGGACCAGCGGGCUGCAGGCACUGUUCGUGCUCCAGAGGCUGGCGGCAGUGCUCUACUGCUACUUCUAUAAGCGUACGGCCAUGCGGCUGGGCGACCCCCGCUUCUACUGCGACUCUCUGUGGCUGCGCAAGGAGUUCCUGCAGGGCUCAAGGUGACACCUCGGCCUGCCUGGUGGAAACCAUGAUGGCCGUCACAACAGGCACCCACGGCACACAAGGACGGCUUGGCCAACUGCGGCAUCAGGGAAGCGCCCUUUGGGGCUGCUGUGGUCCCUGUGCCUGGCUAGCUCUGCCCAAGCUACCCACCUUCUCCCACCUCCUCCACCCAGGGCUCCCGGGGACAGUGGACCCCUAGUCCCUGUGUUCUGGUACCACCCAGACUGACUUAGAACGCUACAAGCUCAAGCUCUGCACCCCUGACCAACUGUACCAUAACAUUUAGAUUUUAUACCUAAGGGACAUUUUUACAUUUUAUAAAUAGGAAGUAAAUUGAACUGCUUUUCCACAAA